GAUAUUUCUGCGCGUGCUUGUGGCGCGUAAAAACUGCGUAAAGAAUUUUAAAAAAACAUGGCGAAAGAUUAACCAAAGAGGAGAGAGACAGAGGGAGUGAGACUGGAGGUUUUCUUGUUAUUUAGAGAGAGAGAGGGGCUGCUGUCAGCCUCUUUGCAGGCAGGGAAAGAUUGAUCACCGCACUUCUUUUUUUUCCACCCGGGGCUCCCCCCAAAAUAGGCUCUCCUCUGCUAAACUCCCCAGCUCCUGCUCUUUAUAAAAAUCUACAUGUGCGUCCUAUAGAGUCUGAACUCCACUCGCUGUUAAACUCACUCACUAUUAGCCUUCAUAUUAUAACUGCUGUGUUAAUAUUUUGUUCUGUUGUUAGGAGGAAGAGGAGGCCUAAGCGCGCUGCCCUCCUUUGUCAGUCUCACGGAGCGACCUCGCUGUGAACUCCCCCCCUCUCUCUCUCUCUCUCUCUCUCUGUGCGUAAACACUUUAACACACACACAUUACACUGAGACAGAGCGCGAGAGACAAACUGGACAGCGUGAAGUAUUUGGAGGUUGUGAGACUAUUUCAGUUAGAGUAUAUUUAGGUUUCAUUCUCACAAAUACACCUACAACUAUCGUCCAAAAUAUUCUCCCAUUAAAUACAGAAAAUGCACUUACACAGCACCAGGCUCCCUUUCUUCACACUUCAAUCUAAGUUAGUGUCUCAGCCCUCAUCUUCACUACAGUAUCCUCUCCUCCUGAGCUGCUGCACCUUCUUUAACCCUCCAACUUUGUCAGUGUGAGUUUGUGAUUUCAGCCUCUGUCACAUGUGAUAAGAUUAAUGAGCUGAGUGCUGGAAACAUCUGAAGGAGCCAUAUUGGAAACGUUGCUGACCUGCUCCGUUCACCUAAUGUUGUAACAGUCAUUACAUCACCCAGAGGACCGAAAAUAAAACCGUCUUCGAGAUGCUCUAUUGUUUGUGCGUAACACCGGGCCGGGAUGCGUCGACCUGCCGCCCACACUGCGCACAUGGCGACCGGCAGCCUUCCCGUGUUUUCUCCCCACAGUCUACCCCCCGUUAAGACCAAACAAUAGCCGCUAUCCAGGGAUGAAGCCACUCUGUGCCACAGCUUUGAGUGGAAAAAUAAUAAUGCUGCUUCCCACAGCCAUCACCGCCGCCAGGCCCGGCCUCCUGAUUGGCUCUCCUGCGUCACAUGACCAGGAAUUGGCUGCAAAUUCGCCCCAUAGUUCUUCAGUUUAGCCUACCAGGGUCCCCAUACGCUAGUAAUAUCACCAAUAUACACAAUUAUUAUAUAGCAUCGCAUUUACGCCACUGCGGUCGGGAGCCUACAUGCUCGUGCGUUUUUUUAUUUUUUCUAAGAAGCCACAUUGUGUUGUGUGCGUGUGUGAACGCGCGUGCGUGCGCGUAUGUGUUUUGUUUUUUUUAUUUUGGGGAAGGGAUUGUUCGGGGGUCUCGCCGUGCGAGGGUGAUCCGGUCUAAGGGAGCUAUGAAUUUUGAAUUCGAGAGGGAGAUCGGUUUUAUAAACAGCCAGCCGUCCCUCGCAGAGUGCCUGACGUCCUUCCCCGCCGUCCUGGAGUCAUUUCAAACUUCAUCAAUCAAGGAGUCGACAGUAAUUCCGCCUCCCUUCGAGCACACCAUCCCCAGCCUCAGCCCCUGCACAGGCAGCCAGCCGAGACCGACUGCAAGGAGCCAGCAGAACCGGGGAACCUCCGCCACUAAUGGCCUCCAGACGCACCACCGAGCUGCCCAGCAGCCCUGUCCGCCCGGCCAGGCCCCUGCCCCGGCCGCGGCGACCACGGCCGGUCCGCUGGCCCACGAGUUCCCCUGGAUGAAGGAAAAGAAGUCAUCCAAGAAGUGCCCUAAACCUGGGAACAGCUCCAACGGUGCAGGAUCCAUCAUCCCUCCAGCAUCGUCAUCCCCGUCGCCCACCGCCUCUGGGUACGCUUCGACGGGCAUCGAGUCGCCCACAGACCCGGGACAGGCGGCUCUGGAUGCUGGAGGAGCCGGCUCCCGCAGGCUGCGCACCGCCUACACCAACACGCAGCUGCUGGAGCUGGAGAAGGAGUUCCACUUUAACAAGUACCUCUGCCGGCCCAGGAGGGUGGAGAUCGCCGCUCUUUUAGACCUGACAGAGCGGCAGGUUAAAGUCUGGUUCCAGAACCGGCGGAUGAAACACAAACGUCAGACCACGCACCACCGGGACGGAGGCGGUGGAGGCCCCGAGUCCAGCGACCCGGGCGGGUUUGAGCCGCUCGAAGGAGCCGACGCUUCCUCUCCGUAUUCCAGCCAGCCGCUGGAGGCUUCAGGCACCGGGGAGGCUUCAUCGGAGAGUGAAUCCGGGAGUGGCAAUCCAUCAUCGGCCGCCUACACUGCUGACAGCGGCGACAAUACGCAGCCCACGCCGGAGGAGAGAGGCGGGUUGAGCCGCCCACAGCUGCCCGGAGCAUCUGGCUCCUCGGACGCCGCCACGGCUCACCACUCCCCGCCAGACCCGGGCCUGAUACAGCUCAACGAGCCCGGAUCAGCAACAGCACCGGCGUCAGAUCCGUCGUUCCCGGAGCAGCAGGACUCCUCCAUCACCUCCUCCUCGGCUCCUUCGGCCUCCUCCGCGCUCCCGGACCUGACCUUCUUCGCCGGGGACGCCUGCCUGUCCCCCAGCCUGCAGAGCUCUCUGGACAGUCCGGUGGAUUUCUCCGAGGAGGACUUCGAUCUGUUCACGAGCACACUGUGCACCAUCGACCUGCAGCACCUCAACUUCUGAGAAAGAGCUGCGAUAUUUUAGAUAAAAACUCAAUCUAAAAAAAAAAGCGAGUGAUCGGAGGACUGGCGGGCCUGUGUGGACGAACAAUCGAGCGAAGGAGUGUGUUGUUCAGAAAGCUUCUCGGCAACAUUCCUGAAACAUUUUCUGAAUGAAAAUUAUGUUCGUUUUUAAAUACAUUUUUCCUCUUUUUUGCUGGUUUAAUUUGGUGGUUAUUUUUAGAGAGAUUCAUUUUUUAAAUUAAAACAUCGAAGGGAAAUUAUUUUUUUCACGGUUGAAACGCUGUGGAUGUUUUUCUCCAUUUGUCCACAUUUCAGGUAUUUAUUUCCCUUUUUGUUUGUGAUAUUUUUUCCUCUAAAUUCAUGGACCUUUGUGUGGAUGUGUUCCCUCUUUAGUCCGUCCCGGUGCAGCUUCACGGAUCGUUACUAACCUCUCAGGAACUGUUCUCGGAGUCUUUGCGCAGAGAGCUGGACUGCUCUGGAAGGAUGAGCCCUGCUGAUGACCCCACUUUUAGACCCUACUUUAUUUAUUCAGAUUCUUUAAUAGUGAAAAUCCAAAUUAUUUAUUGUACAUAUAUUUUCAUAGUGGAAUAAUAAUAAUAAAAACACACAAACAUUUA
Labrus bergylta (ballan wrasse) is the source of this 3371-nucleotide messenger RNA. RefSeq names its product homeobox B2a (gene hoxb2a). Lineage: Eukaryota; Metazoa; Chordata; Actinopteri; Labriformes; Labridae. Gene Ontology annotation, cellular component: nucleus. Gene Ontology annotation, molecular function: DNA-binding transcription factor activity, RNA polymerase II-specific; RNA polymerase II cis-regulatory region sequence-specific DNA binding. The record is from RefSeq and is a predicted model, not a curated record. Gene Ontology annotation, biological process: regulation of transcription by RNA polymerase II.